UGUGGCGUCGUCGGACCGGAUGUUGUUUAUGACCGACAUUUUCCUUUGGAAACUGUAUUUGGGAUUAAAUUGCAUAUAAUUUUCCAAUUUUACCAAUUAAUAUUUUAUUCCUGGUAUAAUUAAAGAUAAUAACAUGUUCUUAUGAAGCAGGGAUGUAAAAUAGGUAGACGUUUAAUGAACUCUAAGAUCAUUUUAGCAAAAGUUUUUUUCUCUUUCAAUAUAGCGGGAAAUCUUCGUUGUGACGCGCACAAUAUCUGAUAAUUUGUCGGGUGAAGCAGUGAAGUGUCGUAACGGAUUGUUAUGUGGUUAUUUACGCUCUGACAGUGGAUCUCGGUAUUAUAUUUAGAUUUGACAAUGUCGGACGAAAUGGCGGUGGGUGAUAACGCAUCAAAUGAUGAACAAAAACUAGACGGCGGUGAGACGGAAACGGAGACCAUGGAGACCGCUGAUGCUUCAGAACUCCAAGCAGAACCUUCAGCUCUUGAAUCUGAAGCGACAUCGGAACCUACUGAAGAUGAAUCUGCUGUGGAAACAAAAGAUGAAUUAAAAGACAAUUUACAUGAAACUGAUUUACCAAUAAAAGAAGAAUCAGAAACGGAAGAGACAAUGGAAGAACAGAAAGAACCUGACGAGGAGGUGACGAGAGGCAUCAAACGUAGAGCAUCCGCGGCGUUUAGUGAUGGUGGAGAUGAAGAGUUUAAAGGUUUCGACAGUUGUGAGCAAAGCAGCAUCGCAGAUUAUAGUCGCAUUAUUGAAGAGGAGAGGAAAGUUAAACGGAGAACAUCCACAUCUAGUGAUGAUGGUUUCAAAGGUUUUGACCUUACUGAACACAAUAGUUUGACUGGAUAUUGUCAAGUUUUAGAACGCUUGGAAGCUGAGGUGUCAGCCGCCAUCAAGACAUACACACCAGUCCGUAGCGUCAUGGCUACACCAGCGAUCAGAGCCAGUAAACGAGCUCGCCAAGACACAGGUGGGUGUACCAAGUGGUCAGAACAUCUCGAGGCGGAGGUGACUGCCUUCGUGAGGAGCUUCUCAGAUGAAAACGGGGAGACAGUGGCUGCGAAGCGUCAGCGGCGGGGUACUGACAGCUCGCGGCCGUCGUCGGCGCUGUCGUCGCGCUCGGACGGCGAGGGCGCGGGCUCCACGGACGCGUCCAUGUCGCCGGCGGCGCGCGGGGGGCGGCGCGCCACGGCCGAGAUGUCGGCGCCGGCGCUGCGCGUGCCGCUGGAGCGCGGCUGGCGGCGCGAGCUCGUGUACCGCGCCGUGGGCGCCUCGGCCGACGCCUCCAGCCGCCGCAACGCCGACAUCUACUACUACACGCCGCACGGGAAGAAGCUGCGCUCCACGAGGGAGGUCGCCGAACAUCUGUCAGGCACAGGUCUCACAUUAGAAAACUUCUCUUUCUUCAAAGAACCAUUGGGAAUCGAUGAUCCUGAAAAAGAGAUUAUACGUGAUGCUAAAGUCAUCAGACGCGUGGAGUCUCCAGUACCAGCUGCUCCUCCACCAGUGUUGGAUGGGAAGAGGACACCUAAGCCGAAACCACCUAAAGGUGCCAGCCCUGAACCCGCUACGCAUAAGUCACCACCUGCUAAACUUAAGGUUAAAUCAAUGGGUUCCCGGCUAAGCAGCAAUGGUACCACUACCCCGAAGCAAGUGAAGAAGGCCCCGGCUCCACAACAACAGCCGCAAGCGCAGCCGCAACAGCAGAUGCCAGCACCAGCAGACAACAACAACACUGCAGCAUGGAAGAAACCCAGGGGUCCGCUGCCGCUCCAGCCGCAGCCGCGACCCGUGCAACCCGUGCAACCUGUGCAACCAGCGCAUCCCGCACCCACUGCGCAUACUACUCACGCUGCGCACCCCACACAUUCCGCACAUACUGCGCAUCCCGCGCACGUCCCUCACAGCCCCGCCGCGCAAGCGUCGGAAAGAGAGCCUGUCCCGGUGCAUCACCAUCAGGUGCCGCGCCAGGUGCAGCAGCCGUGCUCGAUGGCGUGCGGGCGCGGCGCGGUGCCGUCGCUGGCGUGCGCCGCGUGCCUGUGCCUGUACCACCCCGCCUGCGUGGGCUGCGCGCACGCCGCGCCCGACCGCUUCCUCUGCAAGAACUGUCGGAAAUCAACGUCACCACCACUGGAACCUCCAGUCGUCCAUAAUAAAACAGGCGUCACCACUAGUGUGACCCAUCCCCAAUUGAUCACCGCCCUACCAAACAUGUCCAACACUGGUGCCAGGCGACUGCCGGUGCCGGUACCGACGAAGGUGCCAAAGAAUGAUAAAAGAGUGCUCUUGAGGAUGAAGGUGGCGGGCGGCGGGCCGGACGGCGAGCGCGUGUGGGCCGUGGCCAAGGGCGCGCCGCCGCGGCCCGCGCUGCCGCAGUCGCUGGCCGUGCUCAACGGCCGCCGGUUCAUCGUCGUGGCGCGCGCCAGCCCGCACUGCGAGGCGCCCAAGGCCCUGCGCGCGCGCGCGCUGGCCAACGGCGCCGCGUCGCCGCCCGCCGCGCCCGCGCCGCCCGCGCAGUCCCCGCGCCGCCGCGGCCGCCCGCGCGUCGACGACGCCGACCACUUCACCGCCUUCCACACGCGCGCGCGCGCCGCCGACUACAACGUGGCCGUGCAGAUAUUUCAAUAUCUUGGUAUGCGCGACGUGGCCCGCUGCGCACGAGUUUGUCGGCUGUGGCGCCAGCUAGCGUCCGCGCCGGCGCUCUGGAGGCACGUACGGAUGAAAAACUCACACGUUAGCGACUGGGGAGGUUUAUGUGCAGCGUUAAAGAGUCACGGAACGAGAUGGUUGGACCUGCGUAAGAUGUUGCUACCACCCAACGACACAGUCUUCUGGGAUCACUUCGCUGAGCACAUCGGCUCCGUAGAUACGCUCGAGAGGCUGGAGCUGUGCCGCUGCCCGGCGCGCGCGGUGGAGGCGGCGUGCGAGCGCCUGCCCGGCCUGCGCGCGCUGGCCGCGCCCGCCAUCCGCGACGCGCGCCUCGACCCUGCGCCGCUCGCGCGCCUGCCGCGCCUCGAGCUGCUGCGCCUCAAGAGCCUAACUGGACUAUCCCUAACCCGCGACCUACAUUCCCUGUCUUCACUAUCACGUCUGCAACAUUUAUCACUAACAUCGAUCAAAGAGCUUGGUUGGUGUGCAUGUGAAGUAGUCGGACAGCUUGAACAGCUGGAAUCACUCGAGCUAGGCGAAUGUUCCUUCGGUGGAUCAUUUGCAACGGCUCUGGGCAAGUUGGUUAAACUGCGGAGGUUGCGACUAGAGCGAGGAGUGUCUCAUUGUGCCGCACCAGCGCUUCUAAGAGCGCUUUCAGCGUUGCCAAAGUUAACCAGACUCGAACUUGUUAAUUUUGAUGUAAAGGUUGGAUUCGAUGAUGCUCUCGCGGAAUGUAAAAACAUUCAGAGACUGCUCAUUAUACCGACGUAUGUGUCACAAUCUGCGACUACCAACAAACAGGUAUUAAGCGGUGUACUUCGACUGAAGGAUACGUUGACGCAUCUGAUGUGGGGCGUGACUAUCGAGUUGCUUCGCGUUACUGAAUUAUUCAUAGACCAGUGUGAAGCGGGCGAAGGCGAAGGCAAGCGGCGCGACGUCGGCGAGUGCAUUCCCGUACUCAAACCCGUACCCGGCUGUCGCCUGCCCGACGAUCACCGCACCGUGGUCGGCCCGCCGCAGGUGGAAAUACUCCCGAUCCCGACUCUACAACGGCUUCUGUCAGCUCAACUUCCGAACACCAAACUAAAAUUGCUGCGCAUCCCCUUCCACGCAACCUGGCGGCAAUCACUCGCAGACUUCCAGUAGUGCGCACACCCGCGACACUAUGUUGGUGCAGGACCCCUGAACGCACAUCGAGGCAUAUGUGACUGACAAACAUGUACAAAAGUGGGGUCAGUCAUAGACUAUAUAUAUAAAUAAAAUGUCAUUCGUGUCCCGGGCAGGGGUCGGUGUAACGAAAAGGACUACGAUUUUAUUGAGUUAAAAAAUACACCCGAGACGGGUUAACUUCAGUGCUUAGACAACAUGCAGUUUUUAUCUCAAGUUAUUGGAAAUUAUACAGUCAAAAAAUAUAUAUCAAAGUUGAUAUACAAAUGCAAUUAUUAUAUAUGAAUAGAUUUGUCAGUGGGCUGAUAAUUUAAUAAUUUGCAAUACUUGAAGUGAGAUGAGGAAACAAGAUUAUAUAAUCUAAAUUUGAAAUUUUAUAAAAAAAAAAGAUAAAACUUUGUGUCAAAGUUACAGAUUAUAAAAAAUGAGUACAAUAAGUAAAUGUUUUUUUCAAAACUAUCAUUUAAAUAAGAAUUAUAUGUUUGUAUGUAUUAAUUUAAAAUUAUUUUGAAUCAAAUAAAAAUAAAGAAACACUUGUCAUCGAUUUCAUUAAAUGUAUUAGAACAUUGUUUAAAAGGAACAAUAUAAUAAUCUGAUAUUUAAUUUUAUCUAUUAAUUAAACAGUUUACAACAUGUAUCAUAUCUAAAAUACCUUCUGUAUUUUUAGCCUCUAACAUAUUAUAUAAUAUAGCCUUAUUAAAAAAAAAAACAAUAUAACAAUAGUUUAAAAAACCCGUGGGUGUUCUUAUAGUCUUAAGUCGUAGCGAGAGAUAUAUUUUUAUUCAAAUUCAUCCAUUUCAUAUUAUUAUAUGACGCAAUGAAAUAACUAUAUAAAGUUAAUUGAUUAACUUCUUAGUUUUAAUGUCUAAGGUUGUAAAUAUUAUAUCGAUCAGCCUGUAGUUUUUGACCUUUACCAUAGAUACAUGAGGUAUUCAUUUUGUUUAAAAAAAAAGUCGCAAUUGUCAUCGAAAUGGCGGGAAAUUUUCUUUAAAAAAUUAUCAAAAGUUAGACGUCAUUUUUUAAUAAAUAAAUUUAAUAUUUCUAAAAUUUGUUUUGUUAAUUACGUCUUUUGUGAUAUGUCUAUUUUGAUUCGAUUUUGUCAUUUCAUAAAAAAGAAGGUUUCCGCCAUUUUGAUGGAGUUAGAUUGUCUGUCAUACACUUAGUCAUUGACAUAUAAAUUAUGAUUACACAGAAUUGUAUAGAUCUGUUCACUGACGUGGGUGCGCGCCUCCACAUCUAAUUAUCGGCGUGCAUUAAUAAAAAAAAAUUUGAUUUGCGUUUUUUGUUGCCUUUUAGUCGUCUCACGCACACUAAGACAUCGUGUAAGCACGAGCGUCAUUCACUCAUGCUAAUGCACGCCGAUAAUAAUUUAUCGUAGAGGAGCGCGCCUUCAUGACUGAGUAGAUCUAUCCAUUGUGUUAAAAUGGAAAAUCUGAAAUACGCCUUAAUAUACAUGUUAUUCAAAAUUUAUAAUAUAUCUAACUUGGAAGUUCACAAAAAAUAAUUUAAUUUAUCAUUCAUGUAUUUGUUAUUAAAAAAUAUUGAAUAAUAAAUACAUUUUGAGAAUUUUUUAUAUGUCUUGGAAAUAGAUUAAAGUAAAUAAUUGCUAUUUGUCUCGCAACUGUUUCAAUUUACUCAUAAAUGUUCACCUUACAAUGUUUUUUGUGAUAACUUAUUUUGUUUAAAAUUAUCAAUUAUGAAAGUGAUUUACUUUUGAUUUACGUUAAAAUUACUUUUAAAUAUUUUUUUCUGUUCUAUGACAAACGUGUUUGGAGACGUUUUUUAUUAUUUGACAUAUUAGGAUUUGACUAUUAAACGAAAUAUUAUAAAAUUGUGAUUCUUUUUAAUGUAGCAAGUUUCAAUCUCAAUUAAAUUAGCUAAGAUGAUAGUGAAAUUUUGAAAUAAAAACAUUUAUUAAAACACUCGUACCUAAACUCCGUGUAUCAAAUAUUUUUACGAUUACACUCUAGUGAAGAUAUCGCGUUGAUUCAAUACAAAUUACCUGAUAAAUAAGUCCUAAUAACUUAUAUAUUUGUAGAAAAAUACGUUUAUCGGCGAGAGUGUAAUCACAAAAAGGAAAAAUAUAGUUUUAGAUAUAGAUUUUAUGAAAAAAUAUAAAUUUUCGUAUUCGGUAGUUUUUAUAGAAACAAAUGAUAUCUUAGGCAAUAUGUAACACAAAUAAAUAGCAGAAAAUAGCUGUGACAAUUAUUUAAUAAAUAUAUUACAAUAUAUUAAGGUUGAAUAACAUGAAGGCGUUUAUAUUUUUAAAUUAUUAUUCGAUUCGAAUCCGUAAAUGAUACGAAAGCCUGGCUUCGUAGCUUAGACACUGGUCUAUUGUUUAUAAUCUCCUUUCGAAAGAUGAUUUGUAUUUUUAUUGUAGUUUUUAGUUGGGGUAAGUUUGGUAGGCGCCCUUGUAAAUAUGUAUAAUUUGUAUCGGCGCCCGCCGCGACCGGCUCCGUUUAUUAGUUUAAUAUAAAUACUAGGAAGUAAAGGCGACUCAAUAAAUCGUUGCCCUGUAA
Vanessa tameamea is the source of this 6335-nucleotide messenger RNA. RefSeq lists its product as uncharacterized. Lineage: Eukaryota; Metazoa; Arthropoda; Insecta; Lepidoptera; Nymphalidae. Gene Ontology annotation, molecular function: DNA binding; protein binding. Bases 355 to 3795 code for a protein of 1146 amino acids. The record is from RefSeq and is a predicted model, not a curated record. The transcript has 20 exons.